ACUGUAGAAUGCUAUAGAAUAAACGAUUAACAAUCACGUGUGUGUUUUUAUAGUUCUACUGUUUUAUCAGAUCUAAAUUGAGUUUAAUGUUUGAAUAAACGUUAAGAUAUGGGAAGUACGAACAGCAGAUUAAGCAAGGAACAGCUCAGUGAAUAUACAGACUUGACCUAUUUUACUGUAGGCGAAAUAAACGAACUGUUCAAAAAAUUUGAGUCACUGGACAAACAAAGACUUCGGGAAAAUAUACAGAACCGAAUCCCAGGCGCAAAAUUGCGGGAGUUGCCCGAAUUUAAGCAUAACCCGUUCCUGCAUCGGCUUUGUGCUGUGUUUUCAACCUCCGAUGACGACGACGCUGAAGACUCGCUUAACUUUGAUGAUUUCUUAGACAUGAUGAAUGCAUUGUCAGACCAGGCCCCUUUCUCAUUGAAAGCAAAAUACGCUUUUCAGAUUUUCGAUUGCAACCAGAAUGGGUACGUAGACAAGGAAGACGUUCUUGAAAUUAUUAAACAUAUAACAAAGAAGAGAGACGGAAUGGGAGAUGACGGUUUGAAUGAAAGUCUUGUACAAGCGGUGAUGUUGGAAGCUGACUUGGACCAAGACGACAUGUUAGGUCCAGCUGAAUUCGAACACGUGUUGUCUAAGUCACCAGACUUCAUGAGCUCGUUCAGAAUUCGGCUGUAAGAAGCGGAAAGAUCGCGGACGUCGACCUACACAUAUGACACUUCAGCGAAAGCUUUACUUCAUUACAUUACAAUCAUUACCAACGAGAUAUAGUAAGAUAGGGGAAAGAUGGGACACCUUUAGCACAUAAUAUUCAAACAUCCUGAUCGUGUUUUAAACAAUUAACAACGGUCUAUGGGAGUCGUUGGGAUACGGUUUGAUAAUA
Molecule: messenger RNA, 886 nt
Organism: Ciona intestinalis (vase tunicate)
Lineage: Eukaryota; Metazoa; Chordata; Ascidiacea; Phlebobranchia; Cionidae
Source: RefSeq, a predicted model, not a curated record